AUGUCCGAAAAUCCAGAGGAAGAAAAGGUACUUGUCAAUGACGUUCAGAGCCAAAAGUCUUCGAAGCGGAGCUUCUUCGGUCUUCGCAAAGAGAAUACUCAGCAGCCACCACAGAGCACCAGAAAGGUCGAGGUGAGGGGUACAGGCAUGGAGCCUGCGCUCUUGAAACAGAUCGGAAGCUUGGAUUUCCGAUCUCAGAUGGAAAGGUUCUAUACCGCGUACUCCAAGUAUGUUGUGGUCAGCUACGAUAACUUCCUCAUCCAGCACUAUUCUCAAGGGAUAGUUGACACUCUCGGCAUCGAAGCUCGGACCGACCAUGACUUCGUCGGGAGUAAUAUUUUCAAAUUCCUAGGGAAUCACACUACCACGUUACCACGCGAAUUCAAAUCAAAGGUGCAAUACGCAAUUAAACAUGGGCAAGCGAUAUCGGCCAGCAUCAGUCUUUUCACCUUGAGUUCUCUGGCUCGACGAGCAGACGACAAGUUCUUCACACAUUGGACACCGACCAAAGAUGAAAAGGGCAAUGUCAAAUAUGUCAUUGUUACGCUGAGCUCGGUAAUGUAUGACUGA
Messenger RNA from Bacidia gigantensis, 570 nucleotides. RefSeq lists its product as uncharacterized. The transcript has a single exon. The record is from RefSeq and is a predicted model, not a curated record. The coding region runs from base 1 to 570 and encodes 189 amino acids. NCBI's taxonomy places the organism in Eukaryota, Fungi, Ascomycota, Lecanoromycetes, Lecanorales, Ramalinaceae.